AUGAAGAAUCUCAGCCAGCAACAACAAAACUGUUUAAAUAUCCCCGCAUCUCCAAUUCAUAAAAAACGUUGUCGGUCGAGUUGUGGACAUGUGAGAAAUUUUAAGUUUGACUUUUAUGACGGUAGCAUUUUCCACAACAGUUUUCAUGUUAUCCUUCGCCCAACCGCAGAUUUACAAACUUUAUAUCAACAAAACUCUUGGAUAAGCUUCAGGCGAUGGUUAAUACCUUUAGCAGCAUAA
Messenger RNA from Clunio marinus, 240 nucleotides. The record is from the annotation of a GenBank genome assembly. NCBI's taxonomy places the organism in Eukaryota, Metazoa, Arthropoda, Insecta, Diptera, Chironomidae.